Molecule: messenger RNA, 783 nt
Organism: Geodia barretti
Lineage: Eukaryota; Metazoa; Porifera; Demospongiae; Tetractinellida; Geodiidae
Source: the annotation of a GenBank genome assembly
AUGUCGCAUCAGUCUAACUCUUCCGACACAACCCGCUGCCUGCCGGCCACCGAUGCCGGCUCCGAAAGCGAUCCGAUACCCGGCCAUGUGGCCAUCAUCAUGGAUGGCAAUGGACGUUGGGCGGAGCGCCAGGGUCUCCCGCGGAAAGCGGGGCAUCGGCGCGGGGUGAGCAACAUACGCCGGAUUGUCGAGUUGUUAGCCAAGCGUGGGGUCAAGGUAGUUACGCUCUACGCCUUCUCAACAGAAAACUGGCGACGACCCACCGAUGAGGUGGACGGUCUGAUGGAAAUUCUGGCGGAAGAGAUCGAGCCGCAGACCCGGGAACUGCACAAAGCAGGCGUUAGGUUGGUCCACUUGGGCGACACGCGCCCGCUGGAUCCGGCACUCCAGGAUGCGAUACGGCGAGCUCAGGCCACCACCGAGCAGAAUGUGGGUAUCACGGUCAACGUCGCUUUCAACUACGGCGGUCGGUACGAAAUUCUGCAAGCAGUGAGGCGGAUGUUGGCUGACGGAGUGGAUCCCGAGUCGGUGAACGAAUCGCUGUUCAGCCGGUACCUGUACACCGACGGUUGCCCCGAUCCGGACCUGAUCAUACGUACCGGCGGCGAGCAGCGGCUCAGCAACUUCCUCAUCUGGCAGGCCGCUUACAGCGAGUAUUACCACACACCAGUGCUUUGGCCGGACCUGGAUGCGGGAGAGCUGGAUCGCGCUCUUAGCGCCUACGGUCAGCGGCAGAGGCGGUACGGCUCCCUGGACAACCAGGAUAUUCCUUCGGGAGCGUAG